UAAAAAGGUUGUCGGGGUAACAAUGUCAAUUUUCGUUGUACUCGUCCCAUCUGCCAUCGCUUUGUAUAUGCAUAUGAACUACAAGGCUGAAAUUCGACGACUCCGUGAGAAGAUCCAAGAAUACAUACCUGGUAAUUGGACUGUCAGAGAUGCAGGCAAAGGCUUCAAGAGACCAUCCGAGGUUAGACUAGGUGUAUUCGGGCUGCAAGACUCGGGCAAGAGUGCCUUUCUCAACUCGUUUCACUUCGCUUAUAAAGGUGUAUGGGAGCAAGUUUACAUCGAAAGCAACUCUGUAGGGCAAGGAGGCGAGACUUUGUUUCGAGAUCCUACUAUACUAACCAAUCAAGUAAUAACUUUCGACACACGUGGGCUAUCGGAUCUGGGUACUACCAAAGUUUCAGAUGUGAUGGAUGAAAUCACUGGAAAGCGAGGAAUAAAUCCUCGUUCUUGGACGACUGGAGAAAGAAUAGACUGUCCUAUCUUUAUCCUGAAAUACAACUCUGAUACUGGAAUAGGCCAUUUCCGUGACUUUCUAUCGUCACUUGUACCCCAAAUCAGGCAAGAGUUCGGCUCGUAUCCGAUCAUGGUUGUGACCUUCGCAAAGAGCAUCUUGAACCAGGAUGAGAUCAUUGGCGAAAUCACCGGAGCUGGUAUGGAGAAGAACGGAGUAUUCUUCACUGAAAACUACACAGCUUCGAACCACGAGAUGGAUUCUAAGAAACACAUUGCUCUUCUUAAGAUCAUUGAAGCCUGUAUCAAGCGAGCCGAUGAUAACAUCACGUUCCGCUGGCGAAAAGACAACGAACCCAAGCCUAAAUCAACCCUCUCCCAACAAGUCGAGAGCACUUUUGUAUAAAAAAGGUACAGCGAAUUAGUCAGACUGGAAUUGAUUGAUUAUAGAGGCUUGGUUUAUUUCAAUAUUAAGAAUACCAGAGCCGGGUUUAUUCAUGCUUAUUGGCUACCAUCUAUUCGCCUUUUUUCAAUGGGGAAUAUGCUUGCUUGCAUUCAGUCACUUGGAUAAUUUUCCGUAAUUCAUCAUUUAAUAAUUUCUGGAUAUUAAUUUUUUCACUAGUUAUAAGCAGGUCUGCAUAAUAUUUUGGCUAUUAAGUCAAACCAUGAUAUAUUCAAAUGAACAGAUUAAUGAAUUGUCCAUUAGCAACAAUUUGUAGCAGCCAAAGAGCAUUGAAUUAUACAUUUCGCUCUUGACUAAUAAUAUGUAUCUACAGCAUGGAAAAUAACUUGUGAUAUUCUUCGUCGAUAGAGGACUAAUCGCUUGCAAAUAAGUUUACACAUGACUACAAGCUACACGUCACGACAUUAUUUUUUAUUCAUAUAUUAUUCAUAUAGGACCUGAAGAAGCAACUAAAAACAUAUCAAGGUUUUAACGCCUUUUAAAUACACAAUGGUAUACAUCUGUAUUGUUUAUAUUGUUUAAGGACAAGUUCACCCUAACAAAAUUUUGAUGUGAAUAAAAAAAAAACAUCCAACAAGCAAAACACUGAAAAUUUCAUCCAAAUCGGAUUUAGAAUAAGAAAAUAAUGACAUUUUGAAGUUUGGCUUCAUUUUACAAAACAAAUACAUGUAUAUCCUGGUUGAUAUGAUAUGCAAAUGAGGUAACUGCUUACAUUAUCCACUUACUAUUUCUCCUGUAUUUCAUUGUAUGAAAAUUGAAAUUGAAAUUCUCAUGUGCAACAAAGUUAUUUUCCUCCUGAACAAAUGGAAUUAACAUUGGUUGAACAUUUUGUGGUUCAGUCAAGCUGGUCAUUAUUGUCAUAUUUGUAAAAAUUGAAAUAUUGUAU
Molecule: messenger RNA, 1799 nt
Organism: Lytechinus pictus (painted urchin)
Lineage: Eukaryota; Metazoa; Echinodermata; Echinoidea; Temnopleuroida; Toxopneustidae
Exons: 6
Coding region: 23-856 (277 amino acids)
Source: RefSeq, a predicted model, not a curated record